Petromyzon marinus (sea lamprey) is the source of this 615-nucleotide messenger RNA. The record is from RefSeq and is a predicted model, not a curated record. Lineage: Eukaryota; Metazoa; Chordata; Hyperoartia; Petromyzontiformes; Petromyzontidae.
CCACCCCAGAACGUUGGACGCGUUUCGCCGCGGUCCCUCCACCACCACCACCCUCACGCCGUCUCCCGCCACCGAUCAGCAAACCACUCCAGGAUGUCCUACAUGCUCCCUCACCUGCACAAUGGCUGGCAAGUGGACCAGGCCAUCCUGUCGGAGGAGGACCGUGUCCUUGUCAUUCGCUUUGGCCACGACUGGGACCCCACCUGCAUGAAGAUGGAUGAGGUCCUUUACUCCAUCGCGGAGAAGGUUAAGAAUUUUGCAGUGAUCUAUUUGGUUGACAUCACCGAGGUGCCGGACUUCAACAAAAUGUAUGAACUCUACGAUCCCUGCACCUGCAUGUUCUUCUUUAGAAACAAGCACAUCAUGAUCGACCUGGGCACGGGAAACAACAACAAGAUCAACUGGGCGCUGGAGGACAAGCAGGAGAUGGUGGACAUUGUGGAGACGGUUUAUCGUGGAGCUCGCAAGGGCCGAGGGCUUGUUGUGUCACCCAAAGACUACUCCACCAAAUACCGAUACUAGUCACUCACUUAGUCACUCAGUCACUCGCUCAGUCACUCACUCGCUCAGUCACUCGCUUAGUCACUCGCUCAGUCACUCGCUUAUUCACUCGCU